Molecule: messenger RNA, 1439 nt
Organism: Mesoplodon densirostris (Blainville's beaked whale)
Lineage: Eukaryota; Metazoa; Chordata; Mammalia; Artiodactyla; Ziphiidae
Gene: BLVRA
Product: biliverdin reductase A
Exons: 9
Coding region: 390-1331 (313 amino acids)
Biological process (GO): heme catabolic process
Cellular component (GO): cytoplasm
Molecular function (GO): zinc ion binding; biliverdin reductase [NAD(P)H] activity; nucleotide binding
Source: RefSeq, a predicted model, not a curated record
GCUCCCCCUCCCCUGUGGACGCGCGCCCUCGGCCCACUCGCGCAGGGACAGGGCAGGAGCUUGGGUUGCAGACACUGCCCGGACAACUUCACAGCCAGUCCUGCGGGUUCCGUAGGCCAGCAGAGCGCUGGGGCCGCGCAGUCCCCGGAGCAGGCGGAAGGCGGGACCCCUCCCCUCACCCCACUCCCCCGCCCCGUUUCUCCUCCUCCUUCUCCGGCUCCCCUCCCCCCGCGCCCCCGAGUUCCGCAACCGGGCAGCCAAUCCCAGCCGCGCUCCUGCCCGGCUGCUCAGGGUGGUGGCACGGAGCCUGGAGGCGGUUUGGAGAGCUCAAUCUUUGCGCCCAGCGGCAGGCUGUCGGCAACAUUCUUUUACAAAGUAGUAGAGCCAGCAUGAGGAAGCACAGGCAGCAGAGCGCAAAGCUCCUGCAGAAAGAGACCAAGAUGAACGCAGAGCCCGAGAGGAAGUUUGGCGUGGUGGUGGUUGGCAUCGGCAGAGCUGGCUCCGUGCGGAUCCGGGACUUGCGGAAUCUACACGCUUCCUCGGCGUACCUGAACCUGAUUGGCUUCGUGUCCAGACGAGAGCUGGGGAGCAUGGAUGGGGUGCCACAGAUGUCUUUGGAAGAUGCUCUUGCCAGUCAAGAGGUUGAGGUUGCUUAUAUCUGCAGUGAGAGCUCCAGCCACGAGGACUACAUCAGACAGUUCCUAAACGCUGGCAAGCACGUCCUUGUGGAAUAUCCCAUGACACUGUCUUGGGCAGCAGCUAAGGAACUGUGGGCACUGGCUGAGCAGAAAGGGAAAGUCUUGCAUGAGGAGCACGUUGAACUCUUGAUGGAGGAGUUUGCAUUCCUGAAAAAAGAAGUGGUGGGAAAGGACCUGCUGAAAGGGUCUCUCCUCUUCACAGCUGGCUCGCUGGAAGAAGAGCGCUUUGGCUUCCCUGCAUUCAGCGGCAUCUCUCGCCUGACCUGGCUGGUCUCCCUCUUUGGGGAGCUUUCUCUCGUGUCCGCCACUUUGGAAGAGCGAAAAGAAGAUCAGUAUAUGAAGAUGACCGUGUGCUUGGAGACGGAGAACAAAAGCCCGUUGACGUGGAUUGAAGAGAAGGCGCCUGGCCUAAAGCGAAACAGACAUUUAAGCUUCCAUUUCAAGUCUGGGUCCCUGGAGAAUAUGCCCAACGUAGGCGUCAAUAAGAAUAUUUUCCUGAAAGAUCAAAAUAUAUUUGUCCAGAAACUCCUGGGCCAGUUCUCUGAAGAGGAGCUGGCUGCCGAGAAGAAACGCAUCCUGCACUGCCUGUAUCUGGCGGGAGAGAUCCAGAAACACUGCCGCUCGAAGAAGUGAAGGGAGGGGGCAACAUGGCCCUGCCCAGACGAGACCUGAGCCUGAUUUUUAUCAAGAGUUGACCUUAAUCUCUGUUCUAACCAUUAAACGUGUCUUGGGUAAACAGGA